Messenger RNA from Nymphalis io (European peacock), 5776 nucleotides. It is a transcript of the gene TppII, whose product is annotated as tripeptidyl-peptidase 2. Gene Ontology annotation, molecular function: serine-type endopeptidase activity; tripeptidyl-peptidase activity. NCBI's taxonomy places the organism in Eukaryota, Metazoa, Arthropoda, Insecta, Lepidoptera, Nymphalidae. The record is from RefSeq and is a predicted model, not a curated record. The transcript is spliced from 25 exons. Gene Ontology annotation, biological process: proteolysis. Gene Ontology annotation, cellular component: cytosol. The coding region runs from base 16 to 3786 and encodes 1256 amino acids.
AUACGGUCAUCAAAAAUGGCAGACGUACCGAUCGAUUGUGAUUUCCCUGUUUGGGGAUUAUUACCUAAAAAAGAAACAGGGGUGGUUUCAUUUUUGACAAAAUACCCAAACUAUGAUGGCAGAAAUACAGUUAUCGCUAUCCUUGAUUCGGGUGUCGACCCGGCAGCGGCUGGGCUUAAGGUGACCAGUACUGGAGAGACAAAGGUUAUAGAAAGAUUUGACUGCAGCGGUUGCGGUGAUGUGGACACUAGUACAAUCAUUCGUAAGAUCGUUGAUGGAUGUAUUACCGGCAGCACGGGUCGCAAGCUAAAAAUUCCAGAAUCAUGGAAUAAUCCUACAGGGGAAUGGAGAGUAGGUGUCCUUUAUCCAUUUAGUUUAUAUCCUACUAAAGUUAAGGAACGUUUGCUAGAUCAUAGAAAGGAACAUCUCUGGGAUGUAGGAUAUAAACCUGCACUAGCUGAGGCUACAAAAAAACUACAGGAGUUUGAAGAUGAGAACGCAUCAAAAACAACUCUAAGUCAAGAUGAAAAAAUGCAGAAAGAAGAAUUGGAAGCUAGAGUAGAAGUAUUAAAAGAGCUUGAGAAGAAAUAUAAUGAUGUAGGACCCACUUAUGACUGUGUACUGUUUCAUGAUGGUACUGUUUGGAGAGCAUGUAUUGACACUUCCGAGACAGGUGACUUAUCUUCUGGACCAUUUUUGGGGGAAUACAGUGUCACACAUGAGCACUCACACCUCACUCCAUUGGAUGAGAUGACUGUUAGUAUUAAUGUACACGAUGAGGGAAAUACACUUGAAGUUGUUGGGAUGUGCUCAACUCAUGGCACUCAUGUAGCAGCAAUAGCAGCAGGUUACUUUCCUGAUGAACCAGACAAAAAUGGAGUGGCUCCUGGUGCGAAAAUUAUCUCACUCACCAUUGGCGAUAGUCGACUCGGUUCCAUGGAGACAGGAACGGCACUUGUAAGGGCAUGUAUAAAAGUAAUGGAACUGUCCAAAAAGAUGAAAGUAGAUGUCAUCAAUAUGAGUUAUGGGGAACAUGCUCAUUGGUCUAAUGCUGGACGCGUGGGCUCCGUCAUCAGCUCAGUGGUGAACCGCUACGGCGUGUCGUGGGUGGUGUCGGCCGGCAACCACGGACCUGCACUCGCCACCGUCGGGGCUCCGCCGGACAUCGCGCAGCCCAUCCUCAUCGGCGUGGGCGCGUACGUGUCGGCGGAGAUGAUGCUGGCGGCGUACUCCAUGCGCGCGCAGGGCGCGCCGGGCGCCUUCAGCUGGAGCUCGCGCGGGCCGUGCGCCGACGGCGCGGCCGGGCUGGCCGUGUGCGCGCCGGGCGGCGCCGUCGCCUCCGUCGCCAGAUUCACAUUACGCAAUUCUCAAUUGAUGAAUGGAACGUCGAUGGCCGCGCCUCACGUCGCCGGGGCUGUCGCGGCGCUCAUAUCGGGCCUAAAAGAUCGUCAGCUGCCGUACUCGCCGUACUCUAUAAAGCGCGCACUAGAGAACUCGGCCACGUUCCUGUCGCACGUGGAGCCCUGGGCGCAGGGCUGCGGCCUGCUGCACAUUGAGAAGGCCUUCGAAAUUCUUACCACCUACCACAAUCAACCAGAACGAGAUGUGACUUUCAAUAUAAAGUGCGGGAACAACAAUUCGAAGGGUAUUUUCCUGAGACCGAAGAUGGAGGAUGUCUCCAAGGACAUUGGCAUUACGGUUGAACCACAGUUUUUAGAGAACCAUCUGGAUGAGGAAAACAAGACAGUGAUCCCCAAGCAGAUCGCUUUCAGCGUGCGCCUGGCGCUCGUGUGCCGCGCCGCCUGGGUGUCGCACCCCGCGCACCUCGAGCUCAUGAACGCGCCGCGACCGCUCACCGCGCGCCUCGCCACCGCCACCCUGCCGCCCGGCCCGCACCACGCCAGUAUUGACGCGUACGACGUAACUUGCAUAGAGAAGGGUCCCGUGUUUCGCAUUCCCAUCACGGUGCUGCAGCCGCAGUCCCUCGACAACUCGCCCGCGAGCGCGCCGCAGAUAGACGAGAAAGAUGUACUGUUCCAGCCGUCCACCAUCAAGCGCCACAUCGUCGUCGUGCCGCUGGAGGCGACGUGGGGCGUGGUGCGCAUCCACCGGCGCGGCGGGGAGAGCUGCGCGCGCUUCCUCGUGCACGCCAUGCAGCUGGCGCCGCGCCGCUCGUGCCGCGCGCACGACACGCACCGCCUGCUCGCGCUCGCGCCGCACGCGCCCGCCGUCGCGCCCUUCCGCCUGCUCGGCGGCGUCACGCUCGAGGUGGUCAUCGCCAAGUACUGGGCCAACAUCGGCGACGUGACCGUCGACUACAGCAUCGAGUUCCACGGCCUGAAGCCGGACUUCGGCACCAAGCUGACGCUGUCGGGCGCGUCGCUGGGCGCCGUCACGCUGCGCGCGCUGCGCCCGCAGGAGGUGCAGCCGUGCGCCACGCUCAAGCACGUCGAGCACGUGUACAGGCCGGCGGAGUCUAAGCUUGCGCCGCUGACGUCCCGUGACGUGCUGCCGCCCUCGCGUCAGAUCUACCAGCUGAUUAACACGUACACCUUUCACAUACCCAAGGCGACCGAGGUGUCCCCGGUAGUGCCGUUGCUGUGCGACAUGCUGUACGAGUCAGAGUUCGAGUCGCAGAUGUGGAUGUUGUACAACAGCUCCAAGCAACUCAUGGCUGUCGGUGACGCUUACCCCACCAAGUACUCGGCCAAGGUGGAGAAGGGCGAGUACACGCUGCGGCUGUCGGUGCGGCACGAGAGCCGCGCGCUGCUGGAGCGCCUCGCCGAGCUGCCCGUCGCGCUGCAGCAGCGCCUCGCGCAGCCGCUCGCGCUCGACGCCUACGCCGAGCAGGCGCAGGCGUUGACCGGCGGCAAGAAGUUCACGGCUGCUUCCUUGACUAGCGGAGACCUACUACCUCUUUACUUCACACCCGCGCCGACCGAAAAAGUGUCCCGCUCGAGCUGCUCGGGCGCGACGCUGACGGGCAGCGUGUCGUUCGCCAAGGACGAGCUGGGCCACAAGGCGGACAGCUACCCGCUGUCGCUGCAGCCGUGCGAGGCGCCGCGCCGCCCGCGGGAGCGCGCCCGCGAGGACUACGCCGACGCGCUCAAGGACUUCUCCUGCGCCUGGCUCGCCAAGCUCGAGGGUGAGAAGCUAGAGCAAGUGUACGAGGAGCUGCUGGAGAAGUUCCCGGGGUACCUCGGUGCUCACAUCGCUUAUUUGAACGCGAUUGACCCUCCGACAGACCCCAAGAAAUUACCAAGUAUAAAUGAAGAACCGGACGUAACGACAGCUUGGUGCGAACAAUUAAUAACAAUAGCUGAUAAGGUUAUCAAACAAAUUGACCAAGAAAAGUUACUGGCGUAUUUAGGCAUGAAGAAUGACUCACGCAGUGAUGCUAGCAAAAUAAAGCAGGAGCGCGAGCGCCAGAAGUGCCAGAUGGUGGAGGCGCUGUGUCGGCGCGGCGCCGCUCUGUGCCGCCUGCGCGCGCUGGCCGCCACCAGCGACAAGCUGGCCGACGCGCUCACGCAGAACAUGCACGACCUGCUCAAGUACACCGACCUCGCCGACGCCAAGACGCUGCACUACGGCGUGUGGCACAGCGUGGCCGUCGGGCAGUGGGGGCGAGCGACGCGCCUGCUGCUGCGCCUGCUGGAGGAGCGGCCGGCGCGGGAGGCGGAGGAGCGCCUCGCCGGCCUGGCGCUCAAGCUGGGCUGGACCUUCCUCGCCGACCACACGACCCGCCAGCUGCCGCAGCGCUACCCCGCGCAGUACCGCCCAUUCUGAUCGCGCACAUACACACACACUUAACAUUGCACCAUAUCGUUUCGCAGAGCCGUCCUCAUCCCUUCCGACGCAUCGCCAUCAAAUAGUAUGAUGAGCGAGACGAGAAGUCUCCCAAACCCUUUUGUUAAUUUACAUACUAUACUCAUAUUCCAGUAACGUCCUUCUAUAUCAUUUGAAUCCAUCUUGUUCAAACAUUAUGUAAUUGCAUUUUAACACAAAUAUUGCCAAAGCAAUACUCUAUAAUGUUUGACCUUAAUUAAUUAAGCAGUGCUUAAUUUUAUUUUAUGCUUUAAAACUAUAUAUAUAUGUAUCAAUUUUAUUUCACUUUUACCAUUCUACGUAAAAUUACCUCAAGCUUAUGAAUAUAAUUAAAUUACACAAUUAAAAAAAAAAUCAAAAGCAUAUUCAAUUGGAUAUUCAUCCUCAGUUGUUUCAAUGAAUAAAUCAGUCAUUUUGAAUUUAAAGUCAAUCAAUGAAUUUAAUAUUUUUCACGAAAUUUAGGUCUUUAUUAAUGUUUGAAAGGACAAUUUUAAAUAAUAAAAUCCAUUUGCAAAUAAUUCCAUAGGCAAAUAAACAUUUAAAAUGCAUUUUACCCAAAAGGCAAAUGAAUUAUUAUACCAAUAGUAAUUCAAAAUGUCUAAUCUGUGUCGAAUUUGAUAACUUAAAAAAAAGGUUCUUUUAUAUGUUGACAUAGGGUGCUCAGCGUGUGCUCAAACACUAGAUCAAUACUUUUUUUUAUUUUAAUAGGUGAUAAUAAAUGAAUUAACAACGUCACUAUAGUUUUGUUACUUGAAAAUGUACAGCUAUUGUAUUUAAUCUGUUGAUAAUGGCUUCUGCGUUUUAUAAAGAUUUCGAAAUAAUCUUAUUUAAAAGUAAUACCUUGAAAGUAUUAUAUGCUAAAUGACAUUUCAAGUAUCAAAACCAACUGUUAAAGCAGUACAGCUCAUAAAAUAUAGUUCAUUAUAAUAGAAUAUCUACAAUCGAAAUGAACAUUUAAAAUAAAUUCUUUAAGAACAAUUUUGAAGCUCUUUUCUAAAUAAAGUUAAAUAUUGAGUUAUUUAAUAAUCAACAUUCGUUGAUAACAAGACUUAAUAUACAGAUACUUUAAAAUAAUUACUAUAUGAAUUAAAACUGUGUUCAAGCGGCUGAACAAUCUCUGCUUUAUAAUUUGCUACACAUAUACGGCACUAGAAAUUCAUAAAAUUUGCAUUUUUAUAUAAUGUCAGUCUGAAAUUAACUGAGCAUCAUAAAUAGAAUUUAAUAUUUGUUCCUACACAAUACACAAAUGAAUUAAAUGAAUUUUAAUAUUUCGUUUCUUAUAUAAAACGAUUGUUUUAAUAUGUAGAUAUUCUAUUGCAAUGUACUACAAUAAUAGUAUUCGGUAAAGGAUGUUACAGAUAAAUAUUUUGUUAAACUGGUCGACCGACUGAACGUGUUUGUUGAUAUACAUAGUCUAUAGUUAAAGCGAAUAUAAAACCUUAGACAAUUCUAGUGCAUUAUAGAAAAUUCUAGAUUAUAAAUGAGUUAAAGCAAUAAGUACAUAACCAAGGUGAUUAAAUAACUGAAAAUAAUAUCCAGAACCAUUUUCUCAAGUGACAUUUUGCUCUAAAAUUAAACUUGUUGGGUACGAUAAGUUUCAAAUGAUGCUCGAAUUCUGGUGUAACGUUUUUAUAUGUAACGCUGACUGGAAACGUUUCUGAUGAAAAAAUAUUAUUUUAUAUAAAGUUGUUUAAUUAUCUUGGGAAAUUCGAUUUAACUAUAAAGGGCAUUAGAGUUAACGUAGUGUUAUUUUUUUUUAUAUCGAUUAGUUAUAGUUACGUACGCAUGUUUAGCGAAUUUAGAUCGUUUCUUGUGCGACAGAAAGUCCAUAUUGGUGUGCUGGUUGUCGGUCGGUCGAGCUUCCCGCGAACUGGUCACGAUGUGCUUCGUGAUCAUGUUUAGAUGAUUUAAAUGAAUUGUUAAUUAAGAUAAUAAAUAUUUGUGACAAUUU